CGCGCCGUCGCCGCCCGCGGACCGCCGGCCUCGCUGCGGGUGCGCCUCCCGCGGCUGCCCCGGGCCGGGCUGGGGUAGAAGAUGUCCAUGGAUGUGACGUUUCUGGGGACAGGCGCGGCAUACCCAUCCCCGACCCGGGGUGCCUCUGCUCUGGUUCUGCGGUGUGAGGGCGAGUGCUGGCUCUUUGACUGUGGGGAGGGAACCCAGACGCAGCUUAUGAAAAGCCAGCUUAAAGCAGGGAGAAUUACCAAGAUCUUCAUCACACAUCUUCAUGGAGACCAUUUCUUUGGCCUUCCUGGCCUCCUCUGCACCAUCAGCCUGCAGAGUGGCUCCACGGCCACCAAACAGCCCAUUGAGAUCUAUGGCCCCGCAGGCCUCCGGGACUUCAUCUGGCGAACCAUGGAACUCUCUCACACGGAGUUGGUCUUCCCGUACGUGGUCCACGAGCUGGUGCCUACAGCAGAUCAGUGUCCUGCAGAAGAACUGAAAGAGUUUGCACACCUGGGUGGAGCAGACAGCUCUCCCAAAGAGGGACUGGGAAGGACUAUCCUGCUGGACUCGGAAGAAAACUCAUACCUUCUGGUCGAUGACGAGCAGUUUGUUGUAAAAGCAUUUCGCCUCUUUCACCGAAUCCCCUCCUUUGGGUUUUCAGUGGUGGAGAAGAAGCGCCCAGGUAAACUCAAUGCACAGAAGCUGAAAGACCUCGGUGUUCCGCCAGGUCCUGCCUAUGGGAAGCUGAAAAACGGAAUUUCUGUUGUUCUGGAAAAUGGAGUUACAAUUUCUCCCCAGGAUGUCUUAAAAAAGCCCAUUGUUGGAAGAAAAAUCUGCAUUCUGGGUGACUGUUCCGGGGUGGUGGGCGAUGGGGGCGUGAAGCUGUGCUUUGAGGCAGACCUGUUGAUCCAUGAAGCCACCCUGGAUGACGCCCAGAUGGACAAGGCGAAGGAGCACGGCCACAGCACGCCCCAGAUGGCAGCAGCGUUCGCGAAGCGGUGCCGCGCAAAGAGGCUGGUUCUGACUCACUUCAGUCAGAGGAUAGAGAGAAGUAGAAGGAGACAUUGGACACGCAGGAUUGAAGCCGGCAUGUUGGAUCUUGAACUCUUGGCUGGAGUGCUGACUGCAGGGUCAGGCUAGGUGUUUAUCCUUUAAUUAAUGUGUUAUUGAACUUUCCUGUUUGCUCUAAACGUGUGGUCCUCAGCUCAGGUAAUACCGCUCCCCUAGGUGGGGUUUUGAAAUUGUGGGGAUGUUUCUUGUCAAAAUGACUGGCCGGUGUUUUUCAGUGGUUAAGAGUGUUGGCCUGCAAACCGAAGGUUCUUGGGUUCGAUUCUGGGCCCCAAUUGGGGUGCGUACAGGAGGUAACCAGUUGAUGUGUCUCUCUCAAUCAAUGUUUCUCUCUCUUCCUCUCUCUCUCCCCCUCCCUUUCUUCCACUCUCUCAAUGGAAAAAAUAUCCUCAGGUGUGGAUUAACAACAACAACGAAAAAGAAAUGACUGGGAGGUGGAGGGAGAGUACUACUGAUAUUUAGCAGUAGGAGCCAGGGAUGCUAGAUUCUGUAAAGUUUGGGUCAGCUCUGUACAAUGAAGAAUUAUCUCACCCCAAAAUACAAAUUGCAGGCCUGUUGAGAUACAUAGCAAAUUAAAAUGUAGGCUCCCAAUAUGAAUAUACUUUUUCAAAAUCCAUGACAUAAUGAAUUGAACUACUAGGUAAAGCAUAUUCUACAACAAAUCCUAAAGAACUAGCUAAGUGAAUUGGAAUGUAAUAUCAAAUAUUAUUUGACAGAAAUGAGCCAUAGCUGGAACUUACGAAUGUGGAGGUAAAGAAAUGAUACCUAUUCAACUGCACUUAAUUUACAUAUUCCUAUUAGUAAUUCUUUGAGCACAUUUUUAAUAAAUGUCCUUUCUAGAAUAGCUUUUCCUUCUCACGUGCCUUCUACCUCCUUUCUGCCAUGGGGUAUCUGACUCAUUAGACCCCAAUAUUUCUCAAAAUGUGUUAUAUGGAAAGCUAGUCUCAAGUACUGGUUCAUUCAAAAGGGUUCCCUAAUCAAAUCAGUUUGGGAAAUCCUUUAUGCUAUGUGUUCCUGUGGGAGUGUCCUAAUGCCCUUUGCUAUAUUAAAAACAGUACUGCUUGAGUGUUCAUAAAUCAGUUUUGGUGUCAGAAAGACCUGAUUUCUGGGUUCCAUUUUGUUCCGUACGGUGGAACCUGUGUGGUCUGGAGCAGAUUAGUUACUCUCUCUGAGCUUCCGCUUGCUCAUCUCUAAAAUAGGAAAAAAUAAGACUUGCCUCCCAGGAUUAUUGCAAAAAUUAAGUGAGACAGUGCGUAAAAGGAGUACAUCACCUUGCUUCACGGUGUUGAGACGUCUUUCAGUACAGGGCUGUCAACUCUAUUGAACCCCCUUCUCAGUCCUAUUUCAUCACAUACUAUCUAUUUCCAUCUCAAGAACCCAGAGUUUUAGAGUACACUAGAGGCUCAGUGCACAAAAAUUCGUGCACUUGGGCAGGGUGUCCCUCAGCCCGGCCUGUGCCCUCUGGCAGUCUGGGAGCCUCUGCGGGAGGCUACCAGGUGGGCCAAUCGGGACGGCACUGGCUGGCUGAGCAGCCCCACCCCUUUCAUCACACCUCUGCCACCGCUGGUCACUGCUGCCCCCCAUUGCUGUCCCCGCCCUCUGCCUGCUGGCUUGCACCUUGGCUGUCCCCCCCCCCCACCACCACCACCACUACCAGUAGUUCCACCGUUCAGUCGAUUUGCCUAUUACUCUUGUAUUAUAUAGGGUAUUUAAAAGUAUUGUGAUGGUGUAAACUAUUAAAUUCCUUUGAGUUCUGGGGCUUCUCUAGUAAAAUUUUUUGACUCCUGGAUGGUUCUGGAGUCCCUAGUGUAGUGAUAAGAUGGUCUAGUAACUCAGGAUCUCAGUCAUUCUGAAGCCGUCUUCACAACAGCCCGAUUCUGCCCUACUCUAGGCUGCCGGCCUGGCAAAGUACCAACGUUUGACCAGGCUUAAAGUGAAACUUGGUUCCUGAACUCUUUUCAAACAAGCAUUUAUUAGACACUUACUCUGUGACCAAACCUGUACAACAGGGAAUGGCUAAUACUAGUACCUCUGCUGCUGCAUGGAGCUCUUGAGGGUAAAGCCUGUAUCUUAGUCACCUCUCCAUUCUCAGAAACACCCACCCAGAGCAGCACCCAGAAAUGUGUAUUGAAAGAAACGAGGUCUUGAUAUCAUGAAUGUGCAAACUUUAGAGCUUCAAGUGAAGGUCUGUGCCUAGUCCAUUUCAUUCCUGUAUUUGUUCAAAAAUGUUUAAACACCUGGUUUGGUGGUGUCCCAUUCACUGAAAACCAACUAAAUGCCAGGCCUUCCUGUGUUGGGACAGGGUAACUCCAGGUGACAUGUGGACACAGAAUGAUGGACAUAUUUUCCGGAUUAAAAAGCUGUUAAAUCCAGGAUAACAAGGAAGUUGAGGAGGGCGCCCAAGUUUACCCAAAGAGAAAAAAUAUUUCGACUCCUAAGUAAAGCUAGCAGAGAAACACUGUUGCUCAGAUGUCAGCGUGCUAAUUAUGUACGCAGCAGACUUGGCAGGUACAAAGAUUAAAUUCGCCCACAAAAAAGUAAAAAGGGAAAGGCAAGGGAUCAAGUUUCCAGCUAAAUAAAUACCCCUGCCACUUCCAGAAACUGCAGGCAGCCUCAGGUGGAGCUGAGCCCCAUUUAGGCCUUCAGUGUCACCAAAAUGAAACCAAGGGUAUUUUGUCUAGGUGGUUCUCUGCAUUGCCGUGCCUUCCAGAGGUCAUAGGCUUGUCCACAGGAGGCCGUAUCCCUGUCAGACAUCCUGGACUGGGGUUGACCUUGUCGAGACACCCACGUCUGGGUGAGCAGCCCGAAUGCUGAUCCUCACUGGCUCACCCGCAGCCUUGCCGUGGAACACAUCUUCAUACAGCCAGUGCGUCCUGGAACACGAUAGGUUUCCUCCCCCAUAUGCCUUUGCUGAAAGGCAGUGUGAUCUGCUGCCGUGGUCUUCAAACUAGGGCAGUGGUUCUCAACCUUCCUAAUGCCGCGACCCUUUAAUACAGUUCCUCAUGUUGUGGUGACCCCCAACCAUAAAGUUAUUUUCGUUGCUGCUUCGUAACUGUCAUUUUGCUACUGUU
Myotis myotis is the source of this 4130-nucleotide messenger RNA. RefSeq names its product elaC ribonuclease Z 1 (gene ELAC1). The transcript has 5 exons. Lineage: Eukaryota; Metazoa; Chordata; Mammalia; Chiroptera; Vespertilionidae. Gene Ontology annotation, cellular component: nucleus. Bases 82 to 1131 code for a protein of 349 amino acids. The record is from RefSeq and is a predicted model, not a curated record. Gene Ontology annotation, molecular function: 3'-tRNA processing endoribonuclease activity.